AUGGUCUCCCAUCACGGUUGGACGGGUUUGUUUGGAGCUGAACCGGUAGUCCAGUCUGCCCCAGUCUGCUCCAGUCUCAGACCAGACCCGGACCAAAGACCGCAGCAGGAUCAUGGCGCAGAGCCUGGUGGAGCGGCUCUUGGUGCUGCUCUACGCCACAGAAACAGAUGCCCUGCUCUGGCUCUUCUGUCUCUGCGGGGGGCCGAGUCCAACAAGAGGUUGCCCCCGGUCCGCGACCCGCUGUUGCUGGAGUCCGCUACGCAGCUGGCGCAGAAGAUCAGGCGCAGAGAGACAUCAGGGGAAAGAGAAAGGAGGAAGAGGCGGAGCCUGACUUAA
Messenger RNA from Knipowitschia caucasica, 336 nucleotides. The record is from the annotation of a GenBank genome assembly. Lineage: Eukaryota; Metazoa; Chordata; Actinopteri; Gobiiformes; Gobiidae.